CAUGUUUCCAGGUGUCACAUUCGCUGCAAAGGGCUACUUCGAGGCUCUGGUGCGGAUGGGCGAGAUGGCCAGCGAAAGUCAAGGCUCUAAGGAUCUUGAGGAGGCAGCAUGGGAGGUUCUCUUUCAGAUGGCUGAAGUGCACAGACAGAUCCAGGUCCAGCUGGAGGAGAUGCUCAAGUCUUUCCACAACGAGCUGCUCACGGAGCUGGAGAAGAAGGUGGAGCUGGACGCCCGCUACCUCAACGCUGCGCUGAAGAAGUACCAGACGGAGCACAAGGGCAAAGGGGAGAGUCUGGAGAAGUGUCAGGCGGAGCUGAAAAAACUGCGCAGAAAGAGUCAAGGCAGCAAGCACCCGUCCAAGUAUGGAGACAAGGAGAUGCAGUAUGUGGAGGCCAUCAGCAACAAGCAGAGCGAGCUGGACAACUACAUCGCCGAGGGCUACAAGAACGCUCUGUCCGAGGAGCGGAGGAGGUACUGCUUCCUGGUGGACCGCCAGUGUGCCGUGGCCAAGAACAGCAGCGUGUACCACAGCAAGGGGAAGGAGCUCCUGUCCCAGAAGAUCCCGGUGUGGCAGCAGGCGUGUGCCGAGCCCAACAAGCUGCCCGACCGGGCCUUGUUCCUGGCGCAGCAGAUGAGCGGCGUGGCUCACCACGCCGGCCUCUCCGAGCCGCCCGCCGGGGCCAAACCGCUGCCGGUGCCUCCGGAGCUGGCGGCCCUCAGGGCCAGCGGGGGCCUGGGACAGCAGAGGAUGUUGGGAGGUGUGGAAGGAGGGAUGGCGGCGCUGAACGGCACGGCAGGGGCCCGCGGAGGAGCGGACUACCAGCAGUGGAUGGAGGGCAAGGUGACCCAAGCCAAAGCCCCCCCGCAGACGCAGAGGCACGCGGGGGAGGUCUACUCCAACACCCUGCCUGUGCGCAAGGCGGCCCCCGCCAAGAGCAAGACCACUCUGACGGAGACCCGCACGCUGCCCCGGUCCAGCUCCAUGGCAGCGGGGCUGGAGAAGAACGGCCGGACCCGAGUCCAGGCCGUGUUCUCCCACGCCGCCGGGGACAACGGCACCCUGCUGAGCUUCUUCCAGGGCGACGUCAUCACCCUGCUGGUCCCCGAGGCCCGGGACGGGUGGCACUACGGCGAGAACGAGAAGACCAGGAUGCGCGGCUGGUUCCCGUUCUCCUACACCCGGGUGGUCUCUGAGGCCGACGCCAGCAGGCAGCCCCCGGCUCACAGCCUCCUCGGGAAGAGCAGCAGCACGGGCAACCUUCUAGAGAGAGAGGACAUGGCCCCCCCCGCCCCUGACUACGGCAUCCACCCCCGCAUGGCGCUGCAGGCCCGACAGCAGCAGCGCCCCUACAGCGUGGCAGUGCCAGGCUUCUCACAGCCUGGAGUCGAGGAGUACGAGUCCCACUUCCCCACCAGCUCCUCGGAGGGCAAAUUGAUUUCGACAGUGUGAGGACAGACAGACGAUGUGAUAGGACAGACACCUUGCUGAGCAGACCCCCCCCGACCCCCUUACGCAAUAAACCCUCCUGCCUCAGUCAAUCAUUGCGAGGAAGAGGCUCUGCUCGGUGCCCCCCCCCCCCCCCCCCCAUGGUUCUGAUUUGUGAACCGGGGGGAGACGAGGAAUCAUCCCAAUGAAUCUCUGAGUGUAUUUACCCCUGAUUGUACCUGAGAGCAUCUGUACCUGCUCUGUUCAUCCAGCACCUUCAAGUAAUAACCUCUGUCUGACUUCCUGUUGUGGUGUGUGAGUAUCACCUGUGCCCCCCCCCCCGCCCCCCUCCCUGAGCGACCCGCCGGGCUCGGAGCUGCUUUUGGUUCUGAAGUUGUAAUUAAUUAAAAUGCUCAACGUUCCAGCUUCUCAAAGCGUUUCCUGUUGUUUCAUUGAAGUUGAAAAGUUUUCUGUGGACUUUUGGUCAAAGAAAAGACAAUUUUUCAGACUAAAGAACCUUCGUUGAUGCGUGAAGGCGAAAAAACAGCUGCUGUCUGAUCUCCACUUACAACCAUCUGAGGUCCGUCUGUACCAUCGGCCUGAUUCCAUCAACCUUCUGCAGCAAUAUCACUGUCAAUAACAAAUGUGCUGAUGAACCUCUGGCUCCAGAGACUCCGAUGAGGCAUCAUCACCAUCGUCACCAUCUGAGUGGGCUCCUCGGAGGUGAGAGGAGCUCGUUGGAUGUUGAAGCUCCUCCGGCCUCCGUGUGCUCAUAAGGGCUUCGUUUGGUUGUCUGUGUGCUGAAUAAAGAUCUGCUGCUCGUCCAUUCCAACAUCUGGAUGUGUGUGAUGUCAUGAGGUAGAGAAGAACUCUUUGUCAUGCUGUGUGCACAGCAGUAGUUGAGCUACAUGUGACCUGCCAAAGCCUCCCGGUCUGCCCCCCCUGCUGCUAGAACAGGUACCGCAUCCAAUUAACUGUGUGUGUUAUUACCAACAAUACAUCUGCAUGUGUAAAGCCAUGUAAGACUUUCUCUGGAGGACAUCCUGAAUGUUGACCCCGGGGGGGGGGGGGGUCUCUGCCUUUCAGUACUCGGCCUGGUUUCGCCCGUUUUUGAGCCCCCGCUCCUCAUCGUAAGUGACCGAGCUCGUGUCCUCGUUCCCUCCAUGGUGUCGUGGUCCAUCUGGUUUCUCUGGGUUUCUUUGCGUGAUCCAUUUGGCUUUUUUUUUUUCCACACCUCAUUUGUUUCUAAACUCAUUUGUUUCAGCCUCCGCGUGUAUCUGAUUCUAAUGAUUCGUUAUCUGCACAUCAAUUCACAGUUUUUUUUCUUUCUCUCCCAGGAGUGACCCCCCCUUUGAGCCGGCCGUGGAAGCCCCCGCCAAACCACCCCUUUCUGAUGAAGAGGAGCAGGAGGAGGAGGAGGAGGAUGAAUCUCACUACGACUCCCUGGAGAAGGCCUCGACCCCCCAGGGG
Messenger RNA from Pungitius pungitius (ninespine stickleback), 2896 nucleotides. It is a transcript of the gene baiap2b, whose product is annotated as BAR/IMD domain containing adaptor protein 2b. Gene Ontology annotation, cellular component: nucleoplasm; cytosol. The transcript has 13 exons. Bases 2 to 1450 code for a protein of 482 amino acids. Gene Ontology annotation, molecular function: protein binding. Lineage: Eukaryota; Metazoa; Chordata; Actinopteri; Perciformes; Gasterosteidae. The record is from RefSeq and is a predicted model, not a curated record. Gene Ontology annotation, biological process: actin crosslink formation; actin filament bundle assembly; plasma membrane organization.